GUCGUCUGUCCUAUGCGGCUCCGCUCCAAAGAGGAUAUAUAUAUAUAUAUAUAUAUAUAGAGAGAGAGAGAGAGAGAGAGAGAGAGAGAGAGAGGAGCCGUGGAAGGGAGCGGAGGAAUCGGAAAGAAAGCUGUAGCUGCGUGAAAUUGGACUAGCUAGCGAGAGAUCCUUUUGAUUUGAUCACCUCUUUCUUUCUUUCUUUCUUUCUUUCUUUGUGGCGUGGUGAGGGUUAUGGACGCCCAAUCGCGAAACAAGGCGUUGUUUCGAGCCAAACUGAUUGCACUGAAGAAGGAGAAGCAGCGUAUUGAAUCUCCUCUCGUAAGGUAUAACGAAUCCGAUCAGCCAGUAUGCAGAGUGUGUGAGGUUGUCCUCAAGUCUAACUCCCAUUGGGAUGCCCACCAAGCCUCCCGUAAACAUCAUGAGGCAAUCUCGGCCCUCAAGGCCAACGCUGCUGGGUUGUCUCGGUCCACCAAUAAAAGCAAUGAAUCCCAUUAUGAGCUGCCUAGACCAAGACCUGAACCUCCAAAGGAGCUGCCGCAGCAGACUGCUCCCCAACCGUCAACUGAAUCUCCCAAGAUCAAGGCCUCAUCUGGACUCCCCCCGGAUUUUUUUGAUAAUGAUGAUACUAAGAGGCCUAAACCCGGGGGUCUGGCCCACGCUCAGGCUGGUGACUCAAUUAGAGCAGAAGAUGAUGCUACUGGUGUACGACUUGAUAAUGUCUCGAUGCCUAGCAGUAGCCAGUCACUUGGGCAGAUCAGCAAGGUGUCAAAGCAGAACGUGCCUCUAGAGGGCAAGCGGGGAAAAGGAGCGCUUCCUGAAGGUUUUUUUGAUAACAAGGAUGCUGAUUUACGUGCUCGUGGUGUUAAUCCUGUGAAGAUAGAUGUUAGGGACGAGUACAAAGAGUUUGAGAAGCUAAUCCAGGAGGAUCUGCAGGAGGUUGAUGAUCGCCUGGAAGAAGAGGAGAUUGAUGCAGCUGAAAUGAUAGAGGAGGCUGAAUCUGUGGAGCAAAAAACUUACCGAGAGAGAGUGGAGGUUCUGCAGAAGAAGAAGAUAGAAUUGAAGGCUGCUAGAUCUGCUAAACGGAGAAGGCAUCCGGAAAAGGUCAGUGAGGAGGCUAGCCCGGACGAAUCGUCAAGUGAUGAAGAUACAGUUGAGAAUUUUGCAGUUGAUUGGAGGGCUCAGCAUCUGUAAGCAGUAGCUGCAUAUCUCGAUCCUUGCUGCAGGUGAACGAAUCAACUGUUCAACUUACCUUUAUGGAGCAACCAUAAUAUUGGAGACUCGAGAGGGUAAAUUAGAGUGCGCACAAGGCGUAUUUUGGGGUCAGAGCUGAGUUAGUUUUGGUUAAUGGUCGUGCUGACCUCCGGUAAAGAAAGGAAAUGCUGGCUAGCUAACCUACCUACCUACCAUCUGUCAGUAGCGGGUGUUCUUCAUUGUGCCCCACUUAGACGUCAACUUCUUCUCUCUCUCUUUUUUAUAUCUUGAUUGAGAUGAUAAUUGAUUAUCAUCAAAAUUGCUUUCUAAUGCUAUUUAACACGUUGUCAA
This is a messenger RNA of Punica granatum (pomegranate), 1542 nucleotides long. The record is from RefSeq and is a predicted model, not a curated record. NCBI's taxonomy places the organism in Eukaryota, Viridiplantae, Streptophyta, Magnoliopsida, Myrtales, Lythraceae.